Molecule: messenger RNA, 517 nt
Organism: Moneuplotes crassus
Lineage: Eukaryota; Ciliophora; Spirotrichea; Euplotida; Euplotidae
Source: the annotation of a GenBank genome assembly
AAAACAUCAAGAUGAACACUAAGCUUUUAGUAUUCGUUAUCUGAUUCUUGGCAGUCUUAUACGCUCAAGAAAAAGAUGGCAAAGACGAAGGAAACAUUAUUGAUUUCAGGUUUAGCAGCCAUACCCACGGUUUUAGAGAAACCGUCCAUGCCAAAGUCGGUGACAAAAUCAGAAUCACCCUCGAUGAGAACCAAACCACUGGAUACCAAUGGAUGGUUCCUGAAGCCGUUGAAGAGUACAACGUCAUCUGGAGCUUAGACUCUAGUGAGUACGAGAGUAGCCCAUCCAACGGAAUGGUUGGUGUUGGAGGCACCAGAACCAUCGUGUUGUCAGUGAACAAGCCAGGAGACGAAAUGCUGACAUUUGUGUAUGGAAGACCAUGGCUUUACGAAAAGGCCAUUGAUGCAUUCAUCAAAGUAGGGUACUUCAACGCUCAACUGAUGGAGGGACAUGCCAUUCAGCUCAAUAUCAUUGCUUCCUAAGUCUCCCGCUUUGGCAAGAAUUUUAUUUCAAUUUU